Molecule: messenger RNA, 885 nt
Organism: Anopheles nili
Lineage: Eukaryota; Metazoa; Arthropoda; Insecta; Diptera; Culicidae
Product: forkhead box protein P2-like
Exons: 1
Source: RefSeq, a predicted model, not a curated record
CAGCAGCAGCAACAUCAGCAACACCAGCAACAGCUGCAUCUGCAAGAGCUGCAGCAGCAACAAGCCCAUUCAUCCCAGCAGCAACAGCAACAGCAGCAGCAACAACAUCAACAACACCACCAACAGCAGCUUGUCCACCAUCUUCAGGCUCAGCAGCAACUGCAUGAACAACACGAUCAGCAGCACCAGCAGCAGCAACUCCAGCAGCAGCAGCAGCAACAGCAGCAACAGCAGCAGCAUCAGCUCCACCAGCAAACUCUCGGUCUAGCGUUGGGCCAAAGCACCUCCCAGACUUUAGCUCUCUCGCCAUCUUCCAGCUCGUACUACAGCAGCUGUUGUUCGGACAUGGCGGCGGCAGCCUUGUCCUCGCUCAUGGCCACCACGAGCCAGUUUACGCAGUUCCAGAACACGCUGAAUUUCGUCAGCGGCGGUGCCAUUGCGUCGGGCAGUGCUGCCAGCAGCAGUGGCAGUGUGGGCAGCUCGAGAUCUGGUGCCAGCGGUUCGGCCACUGGUGGUUCCAGUGCGGUUAAUGGUGCUGGAGCUGCCGGAAGUGGCAGUGAUAGCUGCACAACCACAAUGGACGGCAAUGAGGACGCAGGAGCAACGGCGAGCGGUCACGUGGACACCUUCGACAGUACGCUGGCAGCACUGGCGGCGACGACUGCGUCUCAAAUCGGUAACCCGGCGGAUGACGUUGACGUGGAGGUGCCUCAGCGGAAGAUGGACUUGCCGGCCAUUUUGCUGGGAGCAAGCCACGUGGCAAAUCUACAUCUCAUCCAUGGCGAACAUCGCAGAACCUCCGACACUGACAGCAGCAAUGGGCAGCAACAGUUGCGUAACCAUGACGACCAGCCCGUGUCCGUCGUCGAUGACGACGCUUCUUAG